AUGCUGGGCCUAGGUCGACCAUCGUUAUUGAAGUCACGGCCAUCCCUCAUAGAUCUCAUUGCUCCCAAAAACCAAACAUACAGCCGUCCCUCCACGACUAUUGCUGCGUCGCUGGAAGAUCCACCUGCGCUACAACGCAACGUCCUUCCAAGCUCCAACCAACUACACCACAACUACAACCACACCGCCUCAACCCCUCCAACGAAACCCCAGCUCCCCUCCCCUCUCCCAACCCCGAUAUUCCGCAAUCCCCACCUCCCACGAUGCCGCCAAAGAGCUCGAAGAAUCCUCGGCCUGGCGCCGAUGAGGGGAAACAUGGCUCUAUUUACUCUGUCUCCCGGUGCUGUCGUGGUUGCGGAGAAUAUGAUCGGGUGCGCCAUGUUCGAGCUGUGUCGAGUGGGCUAUGACCAACUCGUUGGAGAAGUCAUUCGAAUCGAUGCAGAUAAGGCAACAAUUCAAGUUUACGAGGAAACAGGAUUGAUGGAAACCAUCUAUGACGGUAUUCAACGACCCCUCAAAGCCAUUUCAGACGCUUCCCAAAGUAUCUACAUCCCCCGCGGCAUCUCUAUCCCAGCCCUCGACCGAGAAAAGAAAUGGGAUUUCAAACCAGCAAACUUUAAAGUUGGAGACCAUAUCACCGGUGGCGACAUAUGGGGUAGCGUGUGGGAGAACAGCUUGCUGAACGACCAUAAGAUCCUGCUUCCCCCUCGCGCGAGAGGGACCAUCACACGCAUCGCUGGUCCGGGCAGCUAUACCGUUGAUGAAAAGCUCCUGGAGGUUGAGUUUGAUGGUGUUCAAGGUGGAACAGUGUGUAUCCCCGGUGCGUUUGGUUGCGGGAAGACUGUUAUCAGCCAGAGUGUCUCCAAAUUCUCGAACAGUGACAUCAUAGUGUACGUUGGGUGCGGUGAACGUGGAAAUGAGAUGGCUGAAGUUCUGAUGGAUUUCCCAGAGCUUUCAAUCAACAUUGACGGCCGCAAGGAACCAAUUAUGAAACGUACAUGCCUCAUUGCCAACACUUCCAACAUGCCUGUCGCUGCCCGUGAGGCCUCCAUCUACACAGGUAUCACGGUCGCGGAAUACUUCCGUGAUCAGGGUAAAAACGUCGCCAUGAUGGCAGACUCCAGUUCUCGCUGGGCUGAGGCCCUCCGUGAAAUUUCAGGACGUUUGGGAGAGAUGCCCGCUGACCAAGGUUUCCCUGCCUACCUUGGGGCCAAGCUUGCCUCUUUCUACGAACGUGCCGGACUGAGCAUCGCGCUUGGAAGCCCCGAGCGGAAAGGAAGUGUCAGUAUCGUUGGCGCCGUUAGCCCCCCUGGUGGCGAUUUCUCCGACCCCGUCACGUCCAGCACGCUUGGCAUCGUCCAAGUCUUCUGGGGUCUUGACAAGAAGCUUGCGCAGCGAAAGCAUUUCCCAUCCAUCAACACCUCCGUUUCCUACAGCAAAUACACCAACGUGCUCGAUAAAUACUACGCCAAGGACCACCCGGAAUUCCCCCGGCUCCGGGAUAGAAUCAAGGAGCUACUCACCAACUCCGAAGACCUAGACCAGGUCGUGCAGCUCGUUGGUAAAUCAGCCCUCGGCGACCCGGACAAGAUUACACUGGACAUCGCGGCGCUGCUCAAGGACGACUUCUUACAGCAAAACGGCUACAGCGAUUACGACCAGUUUUGCCCUUUGUGGAAAACAGAAUACAUGAUGAAAGCGUUCAUGGGUUAUCAUGACGAAAGUCAGAAGGCCAUCGCGCAAGGCCAGAGUUGGGCCAAGGUCCGCGAGGCGACAGCAGACAUCCAGAAUGCGUUGCGGGGGAUGAAGUUUGAGGUGCCCGAUGAUGAACGGGCUGUAACCCAAAAGGUAUGGAUGGCUCCUACCCCAUUUCAUUUCCCCCCUCACUCGAAUAUCGUAUUUGAUAUCUAA
Molecule: messenger RNA, 1911 nt
Organism: Histoplasma mississippiense
Lineage: Eukaryota; Fungi; Ascomycota; Eurotiomycetes; Onygenales; Ajellomycetaceae
Product: vacuolar ATP synthase catalytic subunit A
Exons: 5
Coding region: 1-1911 (636 amino acids)
Biological process (GO): proton transmembrane transport; ATP metabolic process
Cellular component (GO): fungal-type vacuole membrane
Molecular function (GO): proton-transporting ATPase activity, rotational mechanism; ATP binding
Source: RefSeq, a predicted model, not a curated record